AUGUAAGUCUAUGAAAUGAAUAAUGUAAGUAAAUCAUUCAAUAAAACUAAAGAUGUUAUUGUUAAUGAAGGUAAUGAUUAUUAUAUAUUCUUUCCAUAAUAAUAUAUAAAUUCAAAAUAAUUAUUAGUGAAUCGACACGAUAAAUAUGUUGAGUUUAUAAGAAAGACAGAAAAUGGUCAAUUUGAAAUUUAGUAAUCCAUUCAGUUUAAUACAAAAUGCAUAUUUGGAUCAUUAAGUGAUGAGGGAGACUAUUUAAUAACUUGGGAUGACUCAUCAAAAGAAAUAUAAAUUAGAAAAUACAGACAAGAAUGA
Messenger RNA from Paramecium primaurelia, 312 nucleotides. Lineage: Eukaryota; Ciliophora; Oligohymenophorea; Peniculida; Parameciidae. The record is from the annotation of a GenBank genome assembly.